Messenger RNA from Wallemia mellicola CBS 633.66, 2238 nucleotides. RefSeq names its product homoserine O-acetyltransferase. The record is from RefSeq and is a predicted model, not a curated record. Lineage: Eukaryota; Fungi; Basidiomycota; Wallemiomycetes; Wallemiales; Wallemiaceae. The transcript is spliced from 2 exons. The coding region runs from base 572 to 1975 and encodes 467 amino acids. Gene Ontology annotation, biological process: L-homoserine metabolic process. Gene Ontology annotation, molecular function: homoserine O-acetyltransferase activity.
GGAAAUGUUAAUGAUUAUUGGUGACACGUAAAUACCACCUUACGAGUUGGUUUAGUGGUAAUCUACAAUUAUGAGAUUUAAGAAAGUAAAAAGAGUGUACACUCACAAAGAAUUGAGAGCCGUUGGUAUCCUUUCCUCUGUUAGCCAUUGACAAAAGACCUGGUCUAUCGUGGACGAUUUCAAAGUUCUCAUCGUCAAACUUAUCGCCGUAGAUUGAGUAACCACCGGUACCGUCACCUCUCUGGAAAUCUCCUGAUUGAAUCAUGAAGUCUUUAAUAACUCUAUGGAAGUGAACGCCUUCAUAACCGUAUCCCUUAUCACCAAUGGAGAGGUGUUUAAAGUUCGCAGCUGUUUUUGGUGUAGUUGUACCAUACAACCCAAAAACGAUUCUACCAAGUGAUUCUGGACCUUGCUUUAUAUCAAAAUAAACCUUGUCAGUAAUAUCUCUAGCGAAUGCUAAAGCAAGUAAAGCAAAAAUUGUUAAAAUAAUAGACUUCAUUUUCAGCUUAAUCGUUCAAGUGAUAGACAAUCAUUCUUCUUUCCACUUAACGUUGAUAUAAAGAAAUAAAAAAUGUCAUUUGAUCCACCAGAUAGACCAGUUUCACAACUUGCUAGUCUUGUACCAAAUCAAUCAAUUACUCACUUCGAUACCUUCAAGCUAGAGUCCGGUAUUGAAUUGAAAAACGUACCGGUAGCAUACAAAACAUGGGGAAAGCUUAAUGAUAAAAAAGAUAAUGUUAUGGUUAUUUGUCACGCUCUAUCUGGUAGUGCAGACGUAGAAGAUUGGUGGGGACCUUUGAUGGGUGCUGGAAAAGCAUUCGAUCCAAGUCGUUACUUUAUAUACUGCGGAAAUGUUAUUGGAAGUCCUUAUGGUACAGUUUCACCAGUUACUGCUAAUCCUGAUACCGGUGAUUUAUAUGGACCAGAGUUUCCUUUAAGUACGAUACGUGACGAUGUUAGACUUCAUAAGCGAGUCUUAGAUGGUAUGGGUGUUCAAGCGAUAAGUUCUGUUAUUGGUGGCUCUAUGGGUGGCAUGCAAACGCUUGAAUGGGGAAUGACAUUCGGCUAUCCAUAUAUCAGAUCAAUUAUACCAAUUGCAACCUCAGUUAGACAUAGCGCUUGGUGUAUUAGUUGGGGAGAAGCUCAAAGACAAUCAAUUUAUUCAGAUCCUGCUUAUUUUGAUGGCUUUUAUUAUGAACAUCCCGACGAGAAAGAGAGGGCGGGUCCCAUUUCAGGUUUAGGUGCAGCAAGGAUGGCUGCAAUGCUUACUUAUAGAUCAAGAGAUAGCUUUGAAGCUAGAUUUGGUAGAAAACCCCAACUUGGACAAACUGGGAAGAAAAUUUCAUCACCAUUUAAUGAUGAAACACAAUCGAAUGGAUCUAAUUCAACUUCUAGACCUUCUAGUCCAGCUGAAGAAGCAAGAGAUGCACAUAAUGACGGUAAUCUCAGAUCACGUAGUAGUUCAUCAAUACCUAGACCAAAAAAUUUAUUCACGGCUCAAUCAUAUUUACGCUAUCAAGGUGAUAAAUUUACCUCCAGAUUCGAUGCAAACUGUUACAUUCAUCUAACUAGAAAGAUGGACACACAUGACAUUGCAGCAGAGUUUGAUACGAACGAACCAGGGGUUAAAGUUAGAUCUAAUGGCUUAAGUAUAGACGAGGCAUUGAAGCUACUCCCGUCAAAUUUACUGGUAAUUGGUAUUGAAUCUGAUGGUUUGUUUACACCAUUUGAACAACAUCAAAUUGGCUCGGCACCAAGUGCAGAAUUAGUUAUGAUACCUUCACCAGAUGGGCAUGAUGGAUUUUUGUUAGAAUUUGAAGCAAUUAAUGAGUAUGUAACCAAGUUUUUGCAAAAUAAGUUACCGGAAAUUUAUUCAUCGGCACCAUUACUUGAUUUAGAUGAGAUCAAGUCAUUUGAUACACAAAAAACUAGUGUCUUCGGUGAAGCCGAAGCUAAUGACAUAACAGCUUGGUGAAAUAUGCAUACAUAUAUUUAUAUGAUACUUUCAUGUUCAAAUUGAAAUUUUAGAAGGAGCAUGUAUUGAUUUUACAUUGAAAUAAACUCAUUUCGUUAACAAAAUAUUUCCGUUAUUGUAUCAAGAAUUUACCCGGGUGCCGUGCCGUUAAGGGAGCAAAUGUAGUGAGACCUUGUAUAAUGACGUUAACUUAAUAGAACUGAACGUGGAAAGUACAUGAAUAAAAUGCUACCUUCUAAUUGGCUACUGUAAUAGAAUUUUGU